Molecule: messenger RNA, 653 nt
Organism: Plutella xylostella (diamondback moth)
Lineage: Eukaryota; Metazoa; Arthropoda; Insecta; Lepidoptera; Plutellidae
Biological process (GO): sensory perception of smell
Molecular function (GO): odorant binding
Source: RefSeq, a predicted model, not a curated record
AAAUAUGAAAAACUGCAACCUCUGUGCAGUAUCCUCGGUACCCCUAUUGUGAACACUGACUGAGACAAAAAUGGGUUCCCCAGUGCUUGUGGUAUUCUUGACAGGAACAGUUUUAGCAAUUCUGCACUCUACUAACGCCUUAUCCGAUGACAAUAAAGAGAAGAUCAAACAAGACAUGGUGCCGAUAGUGAUGGAGUGCGCCAAAGAACAAGAGAUCAACCCUGAAGACCUGAAAGAACUGAAGGGAGCGAAGACCCUACCAGAAGACAAAGAUAUGAUGAUGCCAUGCUUCUUCGCUUGCACGUUCCAGAAGAAUGGCAUGAUGGAUGACAAUGGAAUGUUCUUGCCUGAAGCCACGAUAAAGAAUGGAAAGAAAUACGCCGAGAAUGAAGAAGAGGAAAAGAAGAUGGAGGAAAUUGCCAAGGCCUGCGCGCCAGUGAACGAUGAGUCAGUGAGCGGUGACAAGCAGAAAUGCCAGCGCGCGUGCCUCCUCUACGCCUGCUUAGCGGAACAAGCUGAAAAGCACAACAUUAAAAUGCACGAGUAAAUUCCACGGAAGACGUUACCAUUACCAUCGACUUUCAUUUGUUUAAAAUGAUCUAAAAAGUUAGUUCGUAAUAAACGAUUAUACAAUAUACGAGUAAUAAAAGUUA